CUAUCUUUUACCAUCUUCUCUUUAACUGCCUUUAAUUUUGCACAACCGCUAAAAAACUUUUAACCACCUUGUUUGAACGAUGUUACGAUCGAACCCUAUGUCAGUUAAACUUGUAAAUAACUCUAUAAAGAGCCUUAAGUUUAGUUUGCUUCUCCAAUCCAAAGUUCGAGAAGAAAAAUGGAAGCAAUAACUAAAAAUGGGUCGCUCUCUCAAACUCUUGUUCAUUGUGGGCCAAAAAGCUUGAGCUCGUUCAUCCCAGUUCGCUGUCUUAGGUUUUCUAAGAAUCCGUUCCCCAAAAAGUUGGUCGUAACUAGAGCUAGGACGAGCAUUAACAGUGAUCAUGAAGCCGCAAAUCGUCCGUUAUUUCAGUUUCCACCUUCCCUAUUGGAUGAUCGCUUCCUUUCCAUUUCCGCCAACCAGUCGGAAAUUGAUAGCCUUGGGAGAGAUAUCGAGGCACUUAAGGCUAAAGUGAGUGAAAAGCUGGUUUGUAUGGACGUAAAGGAGAGGAUUCACUUGAUCCAUCUGCUAGUCAGUCUUGGAGUCGCUUACCAUUUCGAGAAACAGAUCGAAGAAUUCCUGAAAGUUGAUUUCGAGAACGUGGAGGAUAUGAACCUGGGAGAAGAGGAUAUGUAUAGCAUUUCUGUCAUCUUCAGGGUUUUUAGGCUGUACCGUCACAAGUUAUCUUCCGAUGUGUUCAAUAGGUUUAAAGAAGAAAAUGGGGAUUUUAAGAAAUGCCUUCUCGAUGAUGUAAGAGGUAUGCUAAGCUUCUACGAAGCUUCAUAUUUUGGGACGAAUACAGAAGAAAUCCUUGACGAAGCAAUGGGCUUCACGCGGAAACACUUGGAACUAUUUUGUUGGAGGCAGCAAUGAGGAACAUUUAUCUGGGCACAUAAAAAACGUGUUGUAUCUUUCUCAGCAAGAAAACGCAGAGGUGGUGAUGUCAAGAGAAUAUAUACAGUUCUAUGAACAAGAGACACAUCACGACGAGACCUUGCUAAAAUUUGCCAAGAUCAAUUUCAAGUUCAUGCAGUUGCAUUAUGUUCAAGAGCUUCAAACUAUCGUGAAAUGGUGGAAAGAGCUUGACUUGGAAUCAAAGAUCCCUAAUUACUACAGAGUUAGAGCCGUGGAGUGCCUCUACUGGGCAAUGGCAGUGUAUAUGGAGCCACAAUAUUCAGUUGCUAGAAUAAUACUGAGCAAGUCCUUGGUGUUGUGGACCAUUAUAGAUGACCUAUAUGAUGCCUAUUGUACUCUUCCAGAAGCUAUUGCUUUCACUGAAAAUAUGGAAAGGUGGGAAACUGAUGCCAUAGACAUGCCAGAUCAUAUGAAGGUCCUCUUGAGGUCAUUGAUAGACCUUAUGGAAGAUUUCAAAGGAGAAGUGAGAUCAGAAGGAAGAUUGUACAGUGUGGAAUAUGGAAUAGACGAGUGGAAAAGACUAUUCAGAGCGGACCUUACAAUAUCAAAGUGGGCACGCACGGGAUACAUACCAAACUAUGACGAAUACAUGGAGGUUGGAAUAGUGACUGGGGGAGUAGAUGUCACGGUUGCGUUCGCCUUCAUUGGUAUGGGGGAAGCAGGAAAAGAAGCUUUUGACUGGAUAAGAUCAAGACCGAAAUUCAUUCAAACUAUAGAUCUAAAAUCACGUCUCAGAGAUGAUGUUGCCACCUACAAGGAUGAAAUGGCUAGAGGAGAGAUUGCGACAGGAAUCAACUGCUAUAUGAAACAAUAUAAAGUUACCGAAGAAGAAGCGUUUCUAGAGUUUCAUAGAAGGAUUAAACAUACUUCCAAGCUAGUGAAUGAAGAGUAUUUUAAGACGACAGUACCUUUGAAACUUGUGCGUAUAGCUUUUAACGUUGGACGGGUUAUCGAUACCAACUACAAGCAUGGCGAUGGAUUAACCUAUACAGGGAUAGUAGGAGGCCAAAUCACCUCUUUGUUCCUUGAUCUAAUCACCAUUUAGGGUCUAUGAUUCCAAGUCUUUACGAACCUCUUCAAUUUCCCGAAUAAGUGAAAACGUUUGCGUUUUACCAUCCAUAUUUACCUUAUAAUUUGAGUAAGUGUUUUGAAUACAUCUAUAUUUUUGUCUAUAUUUAUAAUCUCUGUUGUGUUAUAAUGGAUCCAUUCAUACA
This is a messenger RNA of Arabidopsis thaliana (thale cress), 2126 nucleotides long. Its product is annotated as Terpenoid cyclases/Protein prenyltransferases superfamily protein. Gene Ontology annotation, cellular component: chloroplast. The record is from RefSeq and is marked reviewed. Gene Ontology annotation, molecular function: lyase activity; terpene synthase activity; catalytic activity. Gene Ontology annotation, biological process: diterpenoid biosynthetic process; terpenoid biosynthetic process. The coding region runs from base 938 to 1957 and encodes 339 amino acids. The transcript is spliced from 7 exons. Lineage: Eukaryota; Viridiplantae; Streptophyta; Magnoliopsida; Brassicales; Brassicaceae.